Messenger RNA from Pleurotus ostreatus (oyster mushroom), 2220 nucleotides. RefSeq lists its product as uncharacterized. The coding region runs from base 1 to 2220 and encodes 739 amino acids. The transcript has 3 exons. Lineage: Eukaryota; Fungi; Basidiomycota; Agaricomycetes; Agaricales; Pleurotaceae. The record is from RefSeq and is a predicted model, not a curated record.
AUGUUCUCUUACGUCGUUUGUAUCUUCCACGCUCUCUGGGCCAUCAUCUGCGCCUUGUUCGCCUUGGCUGGAACCAAAGACUCCGCCUUGAACGUCGACCUCGACGUUCCAUCCGCUGCUACCGAUGCGGAAGCUGGAUUUGAAGUCUAUGGUGCCUUGUCCAUUGCGCAGAUCUCCGCGCAGCCUCAGAACACGGAAGUCGUCGAGGAGCCCCAACCUUGCGAACAGUUCGAGGACCCCGUCGUUGCUGAAUCGCGCGACAUCACCUUCGGAUCGUCUCUAUUCUCUUUGGGACGUCUCUCCACCAUCGGGGAGCUCGAGGAGGCUGACGACUUCGACGUCAGGAUCCAGGAAGUCGGAGGCGCCGAAGCGAUGGCUGACAUGGCCAGAACAACUAGGGAAGGGACGCUUAAGGACGAGAGCCAGGAUGUUACCGAGGACGGAGACGCUCCCGCGUCGUUGUAUCAGCCAGCCACCCAAGAAUACGAAGAAUACGGUUAUAGAUCUGAGGAAGCAAGCUACUUUUCCUGGGCCCAGUACGACGUUGUUGCCGAGAAUGCUUACAAGUCAGGAAUUAGCCCAUCCGUUGGUCAUUACGACUUUAAGAUGUUACAAGCGCAAGAGGAAGAGGAAGAAGAAACAACCCAAGAUCAGAGCGACGCCCCUAUGGAGUUGCAGGAGCUCACUCCUGCUCCAUCGCGUUACUCACUUGGUCGUCUCUCGACAAUUGAGGAAGUCGACGAAGAGGAAGAGAUCGAAACAGGGGACCAGGCAGCUGGCCCCGAGGCGAUGGGAAGGAAUCGGGUCGCACGAAGGACUUGGGCAGGCAGCGACAACGACGACGACGCAGUCGCACUUGCACUUGCAGCUUUCACUAAAGACAAUGACUGCGAAUACUACGGCAUUUGCGGCGGCACUAUGGAACUGGAAUCACCUAGCUUACAAGUGGCUCAGUGGAGGCAACUUGUCCACGAGGCCUUCAAAUCGGACGCCAACUCCCUCUUCGCCUUUUCAGCAACGCACGUCAAGAAGACUGACUCAAUUUCGUUUGAUGACUGGUCUAGAUCCUCCUCCAUUUCAUCUCCCCACACCCCUACCCCAACCCGUGAAUCCCCUGAUGGCAGCCACGCUUCCUCCUCCCCCUCCAAGGCAGGCAGAGUUCGAUGCAACAUGUCCAGACAGCUACUUUGUAGUCCUCUGUUGACUAACGCAUCCUCCCCCUCCCUUUCCUCCACCUCCUCCUCCUCCUCUCUUCUCGCCACGCCGCCAUUGGGAACUUGUUCAGGGUUUGGGUACUAUCCGUUGGCUCUGGUCAUGCCCUCGUUCUUGGGCUCGCCAGAGCCAAUUUCUGGGGAAGAUGAAAUGAAGAGUUUUGGACCAGGUCCAUCGUUCGUUCCAGAUGUCUUCUGUGAUGUCAACGCUGAAGAAUGUGCGAAUUCGACCGUUUCUACGGCUGCGACUGUUACGGUUGCCGCAGUCGAAGUCGGUGCUGAUGUCCUUUUCCCAAAGAUGUCAGGGAGUAUAUCGUUUGGCGAGCUUCUCGGCGAAUAUCCGACAGCCGACAAACUAUUUGAGGGAAUUCCAUACUUUGGAUCUUACGAGACACUUUACCUCAAGCCUGCGCCGCCUCACGCACCAGAACCCAGCAUCGCUGUCACAGUGCCUGCCUUGAUCUCAUCAGUUCAACCAGCCGCGGCAACCAACAGCAUCGACUCGCUGCCGACUUGUUCAAGUUCAAGUUCCCGUGUGACAAUUCCAGCCACCUUCGUGGAUCAUUCGAAAAGCAGUCGGCUCGACUUCCCUACAGCCGACAAGCUAUUCGAGGGGAUUCCAAGUCUCGGAUCCUUCGAAACGCUAUACCUCAAGCCUGCGUUACCAUACGAACAAGGCCCAAGUAUACCCUUUCCAGUGCCUGUACCAGUGACCUCAUUGGCCAACACGCCAUCUUGCACGACCGUUGGUGAUGCAAUUGCCCGUGUCCAUGUCAGGGCCAACCCGAUGCCGCCAAGUUCGAGUUCCCCGGCGAUAAUUCAAGUCGGCUUUGUGGAUGACUCGGAAAGUGAUCAAUGGCAUCCCGAGGAUAGGCUGAUACCAGCAAUGGUUAGACACAGUGUUGGAGAACGACGCGUUUACGAAGUGUCAUUGGCCGGGUGCAUUCUUUUCUAUCUCCUUCUCUUGCCUUCUUUGACUUUUUCUUCCUUUAUUUCUUCGUUUCUUUAG